Capsella rubella is the source of this 1580-nucleotide messenger RNA. Its product is annotated as magnesium transporter MRS2-2. The coding region runs from base 206 to 1372 and encodes 388 amino acids. Gene Ontology annotation, molecular function: magnesium ion transmembrane transporter activity. Gene Ontology annotation, cellular component: membrane. The record is from RefSeq and is a predicted model, not a curated record. The transcript has 12 exons. NCBI's taxonomy places the organism in Eukaryota, Viridiplantae, Streptophyta, Magnoliopsida, Brassicales, Brassicaceae. Gene Ontology annotation, biological process: magnesium ion transport; transmembrane transport.
ACACACAAAACCAAACCUAAACUAAACACAGAAUCUAGAAAGAAAGAUUUACGAAAAUCUUUUUAAUGAAAAAAGAGCAGACAGGACGAGAAUUUGCUUUUCUGAAUUCAUUAGGAUAUUGUUUUCUCCGUCGAAUUCGCAUGAACACUUGAGCUCUAAAGAACGGCGUGGAAGUGGACGGUGAAGGAUUUAAUUUUUGUAAGAGAUGGCGCAAAACGGGUAUGUGGUUCCGGCAGAUCCUUCGGCGGUGGUGACGGUGAAGAAGAAAACGCUGAAUUGGGCUCUUAUUGAUGCAACGGGACAGAGCACAUCGCAAGAUUUCGAUAAGUAUGCCAUCAUGCACCGUGUCCAGAUCCACGCUCGCGAUCUCAGGAUUCUCGACCCCAAUUUAUCUUACCCUUCUACUAUUCUCGGCAGAGAGAGAGCCAUUGUCCUCAAUUUGGAGCAUAUUAAGGCGAUUAUCACUUCCGAAGAGGUAUUGCUUCGGGAUCCAUCAGAUGAGAAUGUUAUUCCAGUUGUGGAGGAGCUUCAAAGGCGCUUACCCGUUGGCAACCAUGGUCAAGGAGACGGGAAAGAGAUCUCAGGUGCUCAAAACGACGGUGAUACUGGUGAAGAAGAUGAAUCCCCAUUCGAAUUUCGGGCACUGGAAGUAGCUUUGGAAGCAAUCUGCAGCUUCUUAGCUGCAAGAACAACAGAACUAGAAACAGCUGCUUAUCCUGCUUUGGAUGAGCUUACCUCAAAGAUUAGUAGCCGCAAUUUGGAUAGAGUUCGAAAAUUGAAGAGUGCCAUGACUCGGUUGACAGCUCGGGUUCAAAAGGUAAGAGAUGAACUCGAACAGUUGCUGGAUGAUGACGAUGAUAUGGCGGAUCUUUACCUUUCAAGAAAACUUUCAAGUGCUUCCUCACCGGGUAGUAGUGUUGGUGAACCAAAUUGGUAUCCGACUUCCCCAACAAUAGGUUCUAAGAUUUCAAGAGCAAGUAGAGCGAGUUUAGCCACAGUUCGUGGUGAUGAAAAUGAUGUUGAAGAACUUGAAAUGUUGCUCGAGGCAUACUUCAUGCAGAUCGACAGCACUUUGAACAGAUUAACCACACUACGUGAGUAUAUUGAUGACACAGAGGAUUACAUUAACAUCCAGCUAGACAAUCACCGGAAUCAGCUUAUUCAGUUGGAGCUUGUAUUAAGUUCUGGAACCGUUUGCUUAUCAAUGUACUCUCUGGUAGCUGGAAUUUUCGGGAUGAACAUUCCAUACACAUGGAACGACGAUCAUGGAUACGUUUUCAAAUAUGUCGUGGGCUUGACUGGGACAGUUUGUGCUGUAUUGUUUGUGAUCAUAAUGUCGUACGCUCGGUACAAAGGACUGGUGGGAUCUUGAAGGCUGAAUUUGGGUAGAGGGAGUGAGUGAGAGAGAGAUUGUGAAGGAGCAAGUCAGAUAUUGUUUUCUAUUAUUAUUUAUUUAUACUUGUGGUCGUUCUGAGUUUUGAACGAGCUUCACAAUCGGUUUUAGUUGUCAGAUCAUAAAAUUAAAGAAAUUAUUCAAACAUAUUGAAAAAGAAAAAAAAAACUGCAGAAGCAUUGCGACU